GCUAUUGCAAAGAGACAACUGAUAACCGAUAAGUCAAAGUGAUCACGAGUUCCACGCCAAACUCGAGCAGCAGCAGAACAUGGACAUGACAUUUCCCAAUGCAAACGUGGCUUUGUAGGGUACUUAGAAAGGACCCCAAAAGAAAUAAAAAGAUAAAAUAAAAUAAAAAAGCUCAAGCACCAAACUUUCUAUCUCUACCCUCUAUGCUUCAACUUAACUAAAAUCAGAACUCAAGAGAAAUACCAUUACUGAGAAGAAAAUCAAAAGGGACAAGGAAUUGAGUUGUUAAUGAUGAUAUCACAGUUCUUCGUGCUCUCUCAAAGAGGCGACAAUAUCAUCUUCCGUGACUAUCGUGGUGAGUUACCCAAAGGAAGCACUGAAAUUUUUUUCCGUAAAGUUAAGUUUUGGAAAGAAAAUGAAGGAGGGGACGCUCCACCUGUUUUUAAUGUGGAUGGUGUGAACUACUUUCAUGUGAAAGUUGCUGGCUUGCUAUUUGUUGCUACAACAAGAGUUAAUAUCUCACCUUCACUUGUUCUUGAAUUUCUUCAAAGAAAUGCACGUGUCAUCAAAGAUUACCUUGGUGUUCUAAAUGAAGAUUCACUCCGAAAAAACUUCGUUUUAGUGUAUGAGUUACUGGACGAAAUUAUUGAUUUUGGCUGUGUGCAAACAACAUCAACUGAGGUUCUCAAGUCCUAUGUAUUCAACGAGCCACUCAUGAUUGAAGCUGCACGUUUGCCAAGUCUUGGUCCUGCUGCCAUCUUUGCGAAAGGGGAUAAAAGAAUGCCUGUGACAGCUUUUACUAAAUCGGUUAUAGCCAAUCAGCCUCGUGGCAGAAAGAGAGAGGAAAUUUUUGUAGAUGUCAUCGAGAAAAUAAGUCUUACAUUCAGCUCUAGUGGAUACAUACUGACUUCUGAGAUUGAUGGCACCAUUCAGAUGAAAAGUUUUCUCACUGGCAACCCUGAGAUUAGGCUUGCCCUAAAUGAUGACCUAAGUCUAGGAAGAGAUGGAAGGUCAACCUAUGGUUACACUAGUUCAUCUGGAGCAGGGGCAGUGAUUCUGGAUAAUUGUAAUUUUCAUGAAUCAGUGCAUCUUGAUAGUUUUGACAAUGACAGAACUUUGACUCUGAUAGCACCAGAUGGCGAAUUUUCUGUCAUGAACUACCGCAUCACUGAGGAGUUUAGACCUCCCUUCCGUAUUAAUGCAUUAAUUGAAGAAGUGGGACAGCUUAAGGCUGAAGUUAUAGUCAAAGUGCGAGCUGAAUUUCCCUCUAGCAUCACUGCAAAUACUGUACUCAUAGAGGUGCCACUUCCAGCAUAUACUAGCAGGGUUACUUUUGAGUUGGAGCCUGGAGCAGUUGGAGUCACUACUGAUUUUAAGGAAUCAAGUAAGAAAAUUGAGUGGGGUUUGAAGAAGAUUGUUGGUGGAUCUGAGCAUACGGUACGUGCAAAGCUGACAUUUUCACAAGCAAUGCAUGGAAAUAUCACGAAGGAAGCUGGACCAGUUAACAUGACCUUUAUUAUUCCAAUGUACAAUGCCUCAGGACUUGAGGUCAAGUACUUGCAAAUAGAGAAGAAAGCAUCAACCUCUAACCCAUAUCGAUGGGUGAGAUAUGUCACAAAUUCAAAUUCCUAUGUUGCUCGAUUGUAAUUGCAGCCCUCACUUCAUCUGCUCCUACUCUUGUUUAUUUAUAGAAUUUUCCCACUUUUUAAACCCUUUUUUCUUUGGUAUUGGUCACUUUCACCUUUAUCAAAUGAAAAGAAAAAUAAAAAAGAAUCUCAAAGUAUUGUAAAUAUAUCUUAUUGUCUUGCUUCCUUUUA
Ricinus communis (castor bean) is the source of this 1817-nucleotide messenger RNA. RefSeq names its product AP-4 complex subunit mu. Bases 289 to 1647 code for a protein of 452 amino acids. Gene Ontology annotation, biological process: Golgi to lysosome transport; protein targeting. The transcript is spliced from 13 exons. Gene Ontology annotation, cellular component: cytoplasmic vesicle; clathrin adaptor complex; trans-Golgi network. The record is from RefSeq and is a predicted model, not a curated record. NCBI's taxonomy places the organism in Eukaryota, Viridiplantae, Streptophyta, Magnoliopsida, Malpighiales, Euphorbiaceae.